Caenorhabditis remanei is the source of this 912-nucleotide messenger RNA. RefSeq lists its product as uncharacterized. The coding region runs from base 1 to 912 and encodes 303 amino acids. NCBI's taxonomy places the organism in Eukaryota, Metazoa, Nematoda, Chromadorea, Rhabditida, Rhabditidae. The record is from RefSeq and is a predicted model, not a curated record. The transcript has 5 exons.
AUGACUAUGUGGAAAUUUUUACUAAAAGAAAUUGUCGACCCAAUCACUGGAUUCAUUGAGAGAGACAGAAUAAAAGCGAAAGGAUUGACACUUUGGGAGAAGUUUCGAACGGAAGUGAGCGAUCUGAGAACAGCGACAAGUCUGAGAAAAAGAUUCAGUAUGCCUAGUUUUCCAACUCCUCAAUCCAUGAAUUUCGACCUGGAUAGUCAAGCUAAACUUCAUUAUGCUCUCGCUAUUCCAGUCGAUGAAUCCCAAUUAACCGAAUUUCUCGAAAACGCUGACAUAGAUCUUGAUGAAAGUUCAUGUAUUAUUCGGUACAAAGACAGAAGACCCGGGGGUUUGGAGCUUCGUCAGUUUGUGAAACAACGACGUAGGAGAAGGGAAGGAACCAUUGAUUUUGGAACACCGGAAGAGAAGAAACUGAAAAUGCGAACGGACACCGUUUUGAACGAUAGCUUGGAACAACUAAAUAAAUUUACUGAAGGAGAUUUCAAGUUAGAGCCUGUAGAUGAUUCUGGAACUGAAUAUGACGACGCAGUCUUCAGUGUUGAAAGUUCAUCCAAUGAAGACGAGCCAAUGCAAAACUUAUUGGCUACUCUUCAAGGUGUAAUCGAUUCAUCUAACUCCGAAAUGUUAGACUUGUUCAGGCAAACUGCUCCAAUAACCGAGAAAGACGAACAACACUCGAAUUCACAAGAUUAUCAGCCAGCUGGUGGCUCAACAGAAGUUAGCAUGACGAUGUACUUAGAAAGUAUGGCGUCCCUGGUUUCGAAUUUCCGUUCCCCACAUCUUGAAAAAACUCAACUCAAAAUUGGAAAUGCCAUCGAAAAAUCUCGUCAAGAAGAUAAACAACUUCCACUCUGUAAAGUCAAAAUGAUGAUGGAAGCGACGUUAGCCAUGAUGGGAUUUUAG